Cokeromyces recurvatus is the source of this 2305-nucleotide messenger RNA. RefSeq lists its product as uncharacterized. The record is from RefSeq and is a predicted model, not a curated record. Lineage: Eukaryota; Fungi; Mucoromycota; Mucoromycetes; Mucorales; Mucoraceae. The coding region runs from base 137 to 2218 and encodes 693 amino acids. Gene Ontology annotation, molecular function: protein binding. The transcript is spliced from 2 exons.
GAGUAAAUAACGAACUAUUGCAAAAUCAUCUUUCGAUUUUCUAUAAUAAACGAAGCGUAAGCAAUGAGUAACUAGAAUCAUUUCAUACGUCUUCUUUUUCAUUAUUAUUAUUCAUUUUGUUUUAUUUUAUUCAGUCAUGGCUUUACCUAGAGAAAUACUCGAACAAAUAGUAGAAUAUGUAUCAACGAAAGAUAGGUACGAAUGUGCAACCGUUUGUCAGGCUUGGUAUUCCCCUUUUAUCUAUUUACUUUAUCGAUGUAUUUAUAUUUCAACAAAUAAACAAGUGAAUGAAUUUUAUUAUGCUUUAAAAGAAAAUAGUCAUGUUGGUCCUUUAGUACGGACUAUUUCGUUAGGAAAAGAGAAAAUACUUCACUUUGGCACGGGUAUCGAAUUAAAGGAAGUGAAGGCUAUUAAAAUAACACAGGAAUUAUUAGAUAUGAUCGAUAAAAGAUGUCCUUAUAUUGAAGAGCUUGAUUUUGAUCAAAGUCAAUGGGUUACAUUGAAUAGUUUCCCUUUGCAUUUAUUAUUUCGUUUGAAGCGAUUACCUACAUUCAACUUUAAAGAUCUGCGUGUAUUCAUGACGAAAUCAACCAGAACUGAAGGGCAAAGUUAUAAUGUAUUUAGUCAUUUAAAUCAACUUUGUAUUCGUGGUAAUACAGAUAUAUUCAAAGACCUUGAAUCCUUUUUACAAUUGCUUUCAUAUAUACCUCAUUUAACAACGCUUGUGUUUGAAAGUGAUAAUUUACAAAGCAAAUAUAAAGCUCCUAUCUUGACCUUGGAACAUUUAGAAUUAAUCCAUACUCAUUUACCCUCUUUACAAGAUUUACAAUUCCUAAAUCAUUUUAACUUUGGUAUCUCUACUUUCUAUUUACAUCAUUCAGAUAGCAUAAUAGCCAUUAUCCCUUCUAGGCCUCAGUUAAAAUGCUUGACAUUAGAAGGUACCCUUCAAUCUUAUCAAUGGAUUCAAUAUAUCUCAAAGGCAUAUCCUUCUCUGGAACACAUCAGUUUGGACCUCGUUCAUUCUCCUUAUAGUAACCCUUCAAUAAUGGAAAUUGUACCCAUGCAAUAUCUUAACUAUAAAAUCAAGGAAGCCUUUCAGAUGAUAGCAGAACGAUGUCAUCAACUCUCUUUUAUUCGUAUUCGAGGAUUAAGUACUCCACUUUGGCUCACACCUCAAUUCAUCACUAUUCAAAGUCAAAAGUCUAGAAUGACCCAUAUGGAAGUCCAGUUUUAUGGACUGGAUAGUGAUGGAGUAGAUAGAUCAGUAGCUCUUAUUACUACUACUAAUCAUCACAGAGCAUCAUCUAACGUUCCUGAUCAACAAAGUUUGAAUUUAUUGAGUAUACGUUUACCUAUUUGGAAAAAUAAAAUGGUCAAUGGACAUGGACAAGUUACUACUGCAACUAAUUGGCGAGAGAUAAUACGACGUCUAAGUAUAUUUAAUAAUUUGAGUCAUUUAGAAUUAGAUGCUGUUAGUAUGGCCUUUACAGAAGGUAAUCAAGAGGAUGGGUUUGAAUUAGAUACAUUACUUGAGCAAUUCAUGAAUUUGAAGAGUAUAAAAUUAAGUGGUUCCUCUGUACAACUAUCAAAGAGUAAAAGAAACAAAGAAGACGGCGUUGUUGUUCUUCAAUCAUCACCAUUAGUAUUGAGAUUAGAAGAACUUGCAUUACAUAGAAUCUUUUUCUCAUCCGAUAUCAUGGACUAUCUAUCUGCUCACUGCUCAAAUUUAAAACGACUUAUUCUGUAUGACUGUCAGCAAACAGCACUAAAUACCUUAUCAAAUAGAGUAGAAACAAAGAUAACGAUUCAUUUAAAUCAACUUGCUCUAGACCUGAUUGUAUUAUAUCAAGUAAGACAUCCAUUUCAAUUUGCACAUAGUCAUACACCGGGUGCACGUUUCAUUUGUCUAAAUAAUACAAUAUGGUCUCAUAUAAUUGAAGAAGCAGGUACUUGUAAAGCAAUAUCUAUAACGAAUCCUGAAAUGAUCAAUAUAGUACAACGACAGCAUUCAUAUCAUGAAUUGCAACACUCAAUAGAAGAUUUGAGCCCAAGCAAGGCAUACUAUCAUACUAAGGAUGAAUGGUUAGACGAUUUAUGCUUUGGUUAUAUCGAUCUUCAUUGUCAAUCAGCUAAAAGAAUUUUCUUAGAUGAUUGUUCAAUAGAGCAGCAAGAAUGGACUAAUAACACUAGUUUCCACCGUAAGAAGAAGAAUGUAUAAUUGUAAUAGUAGUUGAUGAGAUUAGAAGAAUGUGUGUGUGUGUGUGUGUGUUUUCGGAAUUAUAAUAAUAAAAAAAAAGAAAGGCUG